Messenger RNA from Drosophila eugracilis, 557 nucleotides. RefSeq lists its product as uncharacterized. NCBI's taxonomy places the organism in Eukaryota, Metazoa, Arthropoda, Insecta, Diptera, Drosophilidae. The record is from RefSeq and is a predicted model, not a curated record. The transcript has a single exon. The coding region runs from base 33 to 545 and encodes 170 amino acids.
GAAAAACAAACCAGAAAUAGCAAACAGAAGAUAUGUGGCUGUCGCUUAUCUUUAUUGCCUGUCUAGCCGGCACAAGUGGCUCAGUAGGUGGCGAGGGAAAGAUCCCAGGGGAGCAGGCUUUUGUACCUCGCUAUACUCCGGUAGUAGAAAGUAAACGACAGGACUUGGAUUUACCCGCAGAAGAAAGUCUCGACCAGCCGAAAAGAACUUCCCAAGCAGGCGAUAAGAAACCCUGGCGACGAGUGGAGUACGGUUACGAUGGUAUUCCGACGGCUGCCUGGACUCCUCCUUCAGCCCCGGCUGCCAUCCUAUCCAUCCUAAAUCCUUUACUGGCACCGGGAUUGCUUCUUCUGGGCGUCAACCUGGGAGCUCUGCUUUAUAUGCUGCUGGGACUCCUCGGUCUAGCUCCCCAUCGAAGUGGCAGCAACAGCCGGGUGGCCUCGCACCCAAAUGCCAAUCUCCAAUCCUGGCCUGACGAGGAAAUGUUCUACCGCCGAGACAGACACAAUCUGGGUGAGGGCAAGGAAACGGCUGUAUAUUUUUAGAUAAAGCGCGUA